Cyprinodon variegatus (sheepshead minnow) is the source of this 2442-nucleotide messenger RNA. RefSeq names its product dnaJ homolog subfamily B member 1-like (gene dnajb1a). Gene Ontology annotation, cellular component: cytosol. The record is from RefSeq and is a predicted model, not a curated record. NCBI's taxonomy places the organism in Eukaryota, Metazoa, Chordata, Actinopteri, Cyprinodontiformes, Cyprinodontidae. Bases 284 to 1288 code for a protein of 334 amino acids. Gene Ontology annotation, molecular function: Hsp70 protein binding; transcription corepressor activity. The transcript has 3 exons.
UCUUCCAGAAGUUUCUGCGCCCGGCUUCUAUCCAGCAAAGCAGCAACUCAUCACUUAGUACACUUUGUUCUAUACUUUUUAAUUAGGUAAACUCGAUCAAAUAAAUUGGCAUUUCUUUCCGCGGCUCAGAGGCUUAAAUCAGAAAGUUUUCUCAGGACUGUCAGUUUAUUUUUCUCCCCGCGGAUGGAACACGAGCUGCGGCUUUGGUGACCUGGAGUUGUAGCGCCGCACACAUGAGCCCCUGGAUGUCCGCGCUCACUGUGCUUUUAUAGCGGUCACUGUGAUGGGGAAAGAUUAUUACAAUGUGCUGGGAAUAGCCAGAGGUGCGUCUGACGAGGAGAUCAAAAAGGCGUAUAGAAAACAGGCUCUGCGCUUCCAUCCGGACAAAAACAAAUCCCCCGGAGCUGAAGACAAAUUCAAGGAGGUUGCAGAAGCUUAUGAUGUCCUCAGCGACUCCAAGAAAAGAGACAUUUACGAUCGAUACGGAGAAGAAGGCUUAAAGGGUUCAAGCGACGGCGGAGAGCACUGUGGCCCCACUUUCAACUACACGUUCAACGGAGACCCUCAUGCAAUAUUUGCGGAGUUCUUUGGCGGGCGCAGCCCCUUCGAUCACUUCUUCUCCUCCUCUAUUGACGGCGACAUCGAUGAUCCUUUCUCUGCGUUCGGUAUGGGAGGAAUGGGGGGGUUUCAUAGGUCCUUUAAAGGCCACCCCGGGGGUCUGCACAGGGCGCAGGAGAGGAGGCAGGAUCCGCCCGUGGUGCACGAGCUGAAGGUGAGCCUUGAGGAGGUUUUCACCGGGUGCAUGAAAAAGAUGAAGAUUUCCCGCAAGAGACUGAACCCAGACGGCUGCACCAUGCGCAAAGAGGACAAGAUUUUAACAGUAAAUAUUAAACGUGGAUGGAAAGAGGGGACGAAGAUCACUUUCCCCAAGGAGGGCGAUGAAACUCCGACCAACAUUCCAGCCGACGUGGUUUUUGUUGUUAAGGACAAACCCCACCCGGUGUUCAGGAGAGACGGAUCAGAUAUAGUUUACCCUGCAAAAAUCUCACUUAGAGAGGCGUUGUGCGGAUGCACGGUUAAGGCGCCCACUCUGGACGGUCGCACCAUCACCGUGAGCUCCAGGGAAGUUGUGAAGCCCGGGACGAAGAAGCGCAUCGCAGGGGAGGGGCUUCCUCUAUCCAAGUGUCCGGAAAAAAGAGGCGACAUGAUCUUGGACUUCUCUGUAAAAUUUCCCGACAAACUAGGGGAGAGCACGCGAGAUGCACUGGAGCAGAUUCUCCCCAUGUGACCGAAGGACAUUUUAACAAGCUAACAUUUCCAGGGCCGCUCGGCGUCAUCGUUUGGCCUGAACGACUUAGGCUUGGGUUUUACUCCUGUUGGGUUUUCAGGACCGAAUUUUGGUUUUAUUCGAUGGAAGAAGAUGCAACCAUUGCAAAAACAAAAUGUUUUAAGUUUGCACAGCUAAUGGCGUUUAGUGGCAGAGGAUUAUUUUUUGUUAUUGGGAAGUUUAGAAGUGACAUUUAGCCAGCUACUUCAUACCUCAGGUGCGCUGAUGCAUGCUUGAGUGUAGCUGUACGUGGAUCAAAGCUUCCCAGAUGCAAAAGCAUAUUAUCUAUUUAGUGUCAGUAAAAAUGCAGCCCUAAAAUAAGAACAUAAAGCAUAUAAGAACCUCAAGUUCUAAUAAAUAGGGUCCCCUCCAGAUAACAUGAUUUCCUGUCUGGGAAGGACAUUUUAGCAGCGAAAAUAUAUUUACCAGAUCGGUAAAAGAGCUUCAAGCUGUUUAAACAAAGUUUUUUUCCGUAUGUACAUCAUUGUUUUGUGCCAAGCAACUGUCUGUAUAAUUAAAUUAUACCUAAUGUAAAUCCUGCUGCCGUGUCUGAUUGACAAUAACCGUGAUUAUCGAUUUUCCCUUUUCAACAAUGUAAAUGAUUAUUAUGUUAGACCAAUAAAUGCUUAUUUAAUACAGGAAAAAUUAGUGUUUUUGGUCUAAAAAGCUUUGCUUCCUACUGACUGCCGACACUUUAGUCUAAGUUACUCACUUCCUGGGGGGUUGGGGGAGAGUAGAUCCACAGACUAGAGUGAUCACUGCUAGAUUGUUGGCGUAAGAAUGAUGAUUGUGGUUAAAAAGUCAGGGAAUAUUUCAGCCUUUAUGUGACAGGUUUGACUUGCUGCUUCCUCUAAUUUUCGCAGGGUUUCAGCUUUCGGACGCAGACAGGAGGUUAAAACCAUUGGAUGUGUCAUCUCUGGGUUGUUUGUUUUUCUGUAUGUAAAACUCCUGCAAACUUUGUUCCUUUUUUAAGGGGGAUAUUAAAAGCAUUCAUUUAUUGUUUGUGCUUUUCAAACUGUGGCUGAAGAUUUAAAAUCCUUUGAUUUUUAACAGGAAGGCUUUCAUCGUGGGAUAAUUUUUUUUAUCCUUUAUGGUUUUACAUUAAAGAAACAGUA